AUGGAAAACAUUGAAAAGCAUAUAGUGAUUCAAGCCGACACGCUUGAAAAGGUGAAAAAGGCGUACGUUAACUACAAAAAAUCGCCUAAGGAGAGAUUGACGGCUGGUUAUAUGAAGGGAAGAAUAGAUACACUGGAGUUGUACUGGAAAGAGUUUAAAGUCUUACAUGAAAUGUUAAUUUUGUCGAUUCCUAUGGAACAGCGUCAAGCUACAAAUUAUUUCGCCGACAACAUGUUUGAGGAAUUUGAAGAAGCGUAUUACGCAUACAAAGGCGAAAUGAUGUCUAAGUUAGAUUGUAUGGUGCCGACAAAAACACUGGUGCAUGUCACAGCGGAGUCGGGGCAGUCACACGUGCUUCGGGCUCUCGUGGACCAGGGUUCAGAGGAGUCCUUCGCGACUGCAAGGGCGGUCGAGUUGCUGGGUUUGAAGAAAACUAAAAUCAGCGGAGUGAUCUCUGGUGUUGAGGAGUGUGAGACGACUAUCAAACAUAGGGUAACAUUACGCAUUCAAUCAAGCACAUUACAAGUCUACAGGUUACAAGACAAAUUGAAGAAGAUAAUAAAAAGGUUUUGGGAGGUAGAAUCUGAACUAUACACGAAGCAGAGCAUGUGGACGAAAGAGGAAGAAAAGUGCGAGGAAAUAUAUCAGCAAACAACAACGAGGGACGAGACAGGGAGGUACGUAGUACAGCUUCCUUUAAAGACAACUUUUGAAGACACUGUAAGAUCGUGUGGAAAUACAAAGCAUCAGGCAGUAAUCAGAUUAGAGCAGCUGGAAAGAAAGUUCGCCCGAAACGAGCAUCUGAAAGCAGAAUACACCAGAGUUAUACACGAGUACUUACAGUUAGGCCAUAUGAAGAAGGUCGACGCAGAAGAUGAAGGUCAUGAAAAUCUCGACGAAAUGAAAGCAACCUGUAAAGAAAUAAAUGCAUUAUUAAAGGCAGGUGGUUUCGAGAUGCAAAAGUGGUCUAGUAACUCUGAAGAACUCCUGAAGGACUUGGUUGAUGGCACGAACACUCCGGAACCUGUAAAAGACAAAAAAGAGAUUAAAUUAGAUAAAAUAAUAAAAAUACUGGGACUCACCUGGGAUAGGAAGGAUGAUACUUUUCACGUUUCAGUUAGCUUACCAGCAAGCAGGAUACCUGUAACAAAGAGAGUGAUUUUAUCUGAUGUUGCUAGCUUGUUUGAUCCUUUUGGAUGGCUCUCACCUGUUGUAAUACCAGCCAAAAUCAUGAUCCAAAAAUUAUGGCUUUGUCAUUGUGGUUGGGAUGAUGAGUUAUCUUCAGAGUUGGUUGACGAAUGGAUGAGCUUCAGAGACGAAUUGCACGAGCUACAAACUGUUAAGAUUCCAAGAUGGAUCAAGAUGUCAUCUCACUGCAAAGAAGUAUAUCUGCACGGGUUCUCUGAUGCCUCAACACUUGCACUUGCAGCUGUUGUGUAUGCAAGAGUUAUCGACGAGCACGAAGUUGUUCAUGUCACGAUGUUAGCCUCUAAAACAAAAGUAGCCCCCCUGAAGCAAUUGACGGUCCCGAAGCUUGAACUUUGUGCUGCGGUGAUAUUAGCAAAGCUGCUGCAUGAAAUUUCAAGGUUAUUGAACAUACCUAUGCACAAAAUCUACGCUUGGACAGACUCGAUGGUAGUGCUUUCAUGGUUGCAGUCCCCACCCAGCCGCUGGCAAGUAUUCGUUGGCAACAGAGUGUCAGAAAUUAUCCAGCAUAUAGAUAACGAUAGGUGGAGACACGUUUCGUCGGAAGACAACCCAGCUGAUCUUGCCUCAAGAGGUAUCAGGUCAAGUGAACUAGCAAACAAUGAACUUUGGUGGAGUGGACCCAGAUGGUUAAAGGAGACAAACACUGAGAUGUUAAGGGCCACUACAAUUCCAACAACAGAUUUAGAAAGCAAGAAAUCAUUCCACACUUCAGUACAAGACACACCUAUUUGGGAGAGAUUUUCGUCGAUGGUCAGGAUGAAAAGAGUGAUAGCUCAAUGUAAGAGAUUUUUAGAUUAUAAAAACAGAAGACAUGAUAUCUUGAGCGCUGCUGAAUUAGAUGAAGUUGAAACCUGCUGCGUGAGAUAUUAUCAGAAACUAGUAUAUAGCCAAGAAUUUGAAGACCUGAAAAAGAAAGGAAAGGUUAGAAACAAAAGUUCAUUAAUUAAACUUACCCCGUACGUAGAUGAACACGAUUUACUGCGAGUUGGAGGACGGUUGAGUAAAGCGGAUCUGCCAGAAGACGCUAAACACCCGAUUAUCGUACCAAGCAAGCAACAUGUUGCAAGGUUAAUAAUAGCGGAUGCUCACACCAAAACUUUACAUGGCACAAUCUUGCAGACGAUGACCUACGUUAGAAGUAAGUACUGGGUCAUAGGUCUCAAAUCAUCAGUUAGAGAUUUCACUCGUAAAUGCAUCAUGUGUAUAAAAAACAAUGCACUCACAAGACAGCAGCUAAUGGGUCAGUUACCCACCUCAAGAGUCACUCAGAAUCGCGCCUUUUACCACAGUGGAGUUGAUUUUGCUGGGCCAGUGUAUCUGAGAACGUCAAAGGGUCGAGGUCGUACAUCUGCAAAGGGCUACAUCUGCUUGUUUGUCUGCAUGUGCACAAAAGCAAUCCACUUAGAAGCAGUAACUGAUCUUACAGCUCAAGCAUUCAUCGCGGCGUUCAGGAGGUUCGUCGCACGUAGAGGACAUUGCGCACAAUUAUGGAGUGACAAUGGGACCAAUUUUAUUGGUGCUGAUAAGGAACUAAGAGAUAUAUGGUCUAAGAGCACUAACAGUGUACCUAAAGAGAUAGCUGAACUUCUUGCUAAUGAUGGUACGACGUGGCACUUUGUGCCGCCAAAGUCACCCAACUUUGGAGGCCUGUGGGAAAGUGGAGUACGCUCGGCAAAGCGCCACCUAUUGAGAGUCAACGGAGCUACGAAGUUGACGUAUGAAGAAUUUUCAACUCAGCUAAGCCAGGUUGAAGCGUGUCUAAAUUCAAGGCCACUCUGUCAGCUGGAUGAUACUCUGGACACACAUAACCCCCUCACGCCAGGACACUUUCUUGUAGGUGAAGCUCUGAUUAACAUUCCUGAUAGAAGUUAUGAAACUAAAAGUUUACAUUUGUUAACACGCUGGCAACUCGUACAAAAACAAACGCAAGAUUUCUGGAAAAAAUGGCAGUCAGAUUAUUUAAACACACUUCAGCAAAAACACAAGUGGUACGAUGUAGUAAAAUCACCCUGUAUAGGAGAUGUUGUCAUUAUGAAGGAGCAGGACUUACCACCGGCCAAGUGGCUGCUAGGCAAGAUCACGGCACUGCACGCAGGGCCUGAUAAUUUAGUUCGUGUUGUAACGGUCCAGUGCAAGGGCAAUCACAUUCUAAAGAGACCGUUGUCUAAAUUAAUAUUGUUACCUAAAACUACAGAUUAA
Cydia pomonella (codling moth) is the source of this 3408-nucleotide messenger RNA. RefSeq lists its product as uncharacterized. The record is from RefSeq and is a predicted model, not a curated record. Bases 1 to 3408 code for a protein of 1135 amino acids. NCBI's taxonomy places the organism in Eukaryota, Metazoa, Arthropoda, Insecta, Lepidoptera, Tortricidae. Gene Ontology annotation, biological process: DNA integration. The transcript has 4 exons. Gene Ontology annotation, molecular function: nucleic acid binding.